UGAGUACUUGAGACAAGCAAAGGGAGCAAAAUGGCGGACGAGGAUAUUACGCUUGAUGGACAACCUUUGCAGUCGCUCCGAGUCGCGGAUUUAAAAGCUGCACUGGAGCGGAGAAACCUACCGAAAAGCGGAGCGAAAAACAAACUCAUUCAGCGACUUAAAGGGGCUCUUAUGCUGGAGAACCUGCAAAAGUCAUCCUCCUCACACAGUGGGCUGCAGCCUAACUCUCAGAUUGGGGAAGAGAUGAGCCAGAAUAGCUUCAUAAAGCAGUAUCUGGCCAAGCAGCAAGAACUCCUCUGCCAAAAGAUGGAGAAAGAGGCCGAGCGAGAGGAUGAAAGUCUCGCUGUACCAGAAGAUGAAGACCAGUCAGACGAUGACAGCCCGUCCUGUGUCUUUGACAUGCAGAAACACCCACUCAACAGGACAGAGGAGAGGGUGGGAGGUGGAUCUCUGAUGGGGGAGGGAAUGAUGAUGAACAAGGAGCCCCCUGAGGCUCCAGGAGCAAAGAGGCAGAGAGCCAGUUUUCCUCAGGGACACAAGGAGCCGCCAGUACCCUCUCCUCCCCGUGCCGUGGCUUCUCUGUCAGUGCGAGUCGUGGGCCAGCCAGACCGCCAGGGCCUGCCCCCCGCUGUGUCCAGAGGCCAGGAGAAAGAGGGAACGGCGCCCAGAGAGCGGGGAUCAGCCCACUCUGUCCUCCAUCUCAGCCGGUCUGCUGGCAUGGCAGCCGGAGAUCAGGUCCACAAGGACAGCGAUGAAGAUGAUGACAGUGAUAGUGAGGAUGACGAGGACUGGGGGCCUGGUCCUGGUGGAGCACGAAAAGGCAGCCGAGCCCCUCCGCAGCCUCCGCAGAUGCCGCAGAUGCCCGCGAUAGCACCUUCUGCUGCUGCAAGAUCCAAACGAAAGCUUCAGCUUCCGCAGCACAUUCCACCACCACAGCCACACCAGAACCUGAUGCAGCUACGCCACCCAACACCUCCUCCUUCGCCACCUCCUGACCUGUUUCGCCUCCCAGAUACUCCGAAGCAGAGUCCGCCAGACAACGACGACAAGGAGGGAGAAAGCUCUGAUGCUGCAAGGGGUGUCCCACCUGCUGCCUUGCAGAGGCAAGACUCCGAUUCAAGCUCCCGCUCCAGCAGUCCCGAGCCCCCUGCGAAACACGGGCCGGGCCCCCUCUCUAUGCUGGUGCACAAGAUGGAGUCAGAGGAGGCAGGGUCUGCCACUUCAGCAGGAACCAGUCAGUCGCAGCUCCAGAUGAAACAAGAGAAGAUGGAAAUCGACAGCAAACACCAGAUUGAGGAUGUCAAAGAAAGCAAGACAAAUGAGCUUGACAAGGAAAAGCAGGCAGAUGGAAACCCUGUUACUGCUCCAACCAAAACUCAAAACUCAAGUUCCUCUUCUGACUCAGACCCACAAUCGGAUUCUUCUUCAAGCUGUUCAUCAUCACCCGCGAGGGUUCAAUCGCGCCGUGUAAGGCAGCUCAAGAAAGCUGACCUAAAACAAGAAGGUAAUGGUGAGACAAAGGGAAAGGGGGCUGAGAAGGAACACCUCCUAAAAAGUGAGGUGUCCGAGCCCAGCCUGGCCGCCGUGUCGGAAGCGGAACCAGAUUCUGAGAGCCCCGUGUCCCAGCAGCUGAUGUCGGGAGCCGACCAAAUCAAUAGUGAGGGCCACCUGGAGGAGAGCACCACUCCAAAGGCUUUUGCUGCUCGCAAGAUAUCUUUGACCAGCAGCAAGAUGCUCCCCAACACUGCAACCGACGUAGGAGGGGGAGACGCAGACUCUGUAGCUGUGGCAGGGAGGAAGAGACGUUGGGGCUCCAGCACAGCAGUCACUUCAAAGAAGCCAUCCAUCAGCAUCACUACUGACUCACUCAAGACUUUGAUCCCAGAUAUCAAAGUAGCCCAGGAGGCCGUGGUCGACCUUCUGCUCCCUGAGGAUCUGCAGAUGUCCGGGGAUGAGGACAACCAUGACAACAGCCAGGGCGAUCAGGACAAAGGCCUGAAGAUUCGACGCACAGUCACACAAGUGGUCCCAGCUGACAACCAGGAGAACGGGCAGGAAGAAGUGAAAGAGAAGGAGGACCCGAUAGCGGAACGAGAAAUGCAACAAAUUACCCCCACAGACAAACCUAAGAAAAGUGUUUCAGAUGAGACAUGUGACAAGCCUGAUACUGAGCCAAAGAAAGUUUCCCCCAGUGACAGUUUAGUGCGUCGCUCCAUCAGCCAACAGAGGUCUGGAAUGUCUGUCACUAUAGACGACCCUGUCCGGUCCACCAGGCAGCCCUCACCUCCACGAGGCAAACUUUCCAACAUUAUCCAUGUGACAAACCUGGUCCGACCAUUCACAUUGGACCAGCUCAAAGAGCUGCUGAAACAGACAGGCAGUGUGGUGGAAGGAGGCUUCUGGAUCGACAAGAUCAAGUCACACUGCUUCGUCACAUAUGCUACAACAGAGGAGGCAGUGGCUACCAGAGCUGCUCUCCAUGGAGGCAAAUGGCCUCAGAGCAAUCCCAAAGUGCUCAGUGUGGACUUUUGUGAACAGGAUGAGCUGGACUUUCACAAAGGUAUCCUAAAGCCAAAAAAAGAGGAGAACCACUUCCCUCAGCUGGCCCCUCACCAGAUUCGGCUUCCCCCACUCAUGCCAGAACGAGACAAGGAAAUUGAGCGAGACCGAGGCAGAGACCGUGACCGAGGAGCGCCACUGGUACGGGACCUGUUGGCUGAGCGCCAGAGAGAAAUGGAGCGGAGAGAACGCGCUCGCGGGGAACGCGAGUGGGACCGCGACAAGAUCCGUGAAUUUGCGAAGCCGGGAGAGGAGGAGCGACGUUCCAGGUCCCGUGACAGAGAGCGGAGGCGGCGAGAGAGGGCAAAGAGUAAGGAGAGGAGGACUGAAAAGAAGGAAAAGGCAGAAGAGGCUCCUGCAAAGCUUCUGGAUGACUUGUUCCUCAAGACCAAAGCAGCUCCGUGUAUAUACUGGCUGCCCCUCACAGAAGAACAGGCUGUGCAAAGGCUGUUAGAACGGGGUGAGCGUCAAAAGGAACGCGAGCGACGGCUCAAGGAGCAGAAGGAAGAAGAGGAAAAGAAGCGAGAAGAAGAGAGGAAGGAGAGGUUAAAAACCCGGGAGAAAGAAGGUGGCGGUGCGACAAUAGGCAGCAGGGGAACUGGUGGCCGAGGAGCCGAUACCGACCGAGACAAGGAGCGAGGCUGGAAUGCAGACGGAGACAGGAGGAGGGAAGGUGACCGUCGUUCCGGGCAACCCACAACAGCCACUGACGCUGGGUGGCGGUCUCGUAGCCGAAGCGACACCAGAGACCGGCGCCGCUGAAUCAGACAAAUAAUUCUUAGGACUUUGAAUCUAUCGCAACUGGACUUUUUAGGUUGUCCUAGAGGAUGUUUCGCUUUCAUCAGUUCAUGUUCAAAGACUAGAUAGGACAGCUCUAGCCCAGCUCUAGCCCAGCAUAAACAAAAUGUCUUCUAAGAUAACCUGAACAGUCCAGCGGGGAUGGAGAAUACAAUGACCUGGAUGAGUGAAAAUAUUCACAGGCAGACACGAGGAAAGAAGAGUACGCCUCAGCCUGCUCAGUUUAAAAUGGUCUACUGAAGUCCACUUCCUGUUAAAACGUGUCAUUGUUUCCCCACUGGAGGGCAGACUUCCUACUUGUAAAGGUUAUGUUUUUAACUGGCAUCCAUUGCAGAAAAGAUGGAGGGGGCAGUGUUCUCAAGGCUUAGAUGCCUUAUUUUUUUUCUCCUUUCUUUUAAAGUUCUGUGGUUCCACAGUUUAUUCCUCCCAAAGCCCUGUAAUAAAGUCGAAAAUAGAUAUCCUGUCCUUCAAACAUUACCUAUGAGCAGUUUGUGUUUGGCUCACUUCUACUAGAGUUUAUUUUAAUGUUUAAUUUUAACACUUGAUCUUACUGUCCCAACUAAGUUAGGAAAAUGUAAUAGGUUAUAUCAAAUACUGGAUUUGAGUCCUGGUUUGUCUUUAGAGGGCGUGUAUCAGGAUGAUAAACAUUAAGAUGCUCACAUGUCAAUCAUAUAAAUAUUCAAAUAAAGGUUUGUAUUCUGAUAGCUCCA
Messenger RNA from Nerophis lumbriciformis (worm pipefish), 4067 nucleotides. RefSeq names its product apoptotic chromatin condensation inducer 1b (gene acin1b). Gene Ontology annotation, biological process: RNA splicing. Gene Ontology annotation, molecular function: RNA binding. Gene Ontology annotation, cellular component: precatalytic spliceosome; ASAP complex. Lineage: Eukaryota; Metazoa; Chordata; Actinopteri; Syngnathiformes; Syngnathidae. The record is from RefSeq and is a predicted model, not a curated record.